Molecule: messenger RNA, 2907 nt
Organism: Trypanosoma conorhini
Lineage: Eukaryota; Euglenozoa; Kinetoplastea; Trypanosomatida; Trypanosomatidae
Product: putative tubulin-tyrsoine ligase-like protein
Exons: 1
Coding region: 1-2907 (968 amino acids)
Biological process (GO): microtubule cytoskeleton organization; protein polyglutamylation
Cellular component (GO): cilium
Molecular function (GO): tubulin binding; tubulin-glutamic acid ligase activity
Source: RefSeq, a predicted model, not a curated record
AUGGCGGAACCGGUGAUAGCUAAGCUGGGGACGGGGGUGGUGGCGGCGGCGGCGGCGGCGGGUUUGCAGCCAACGGAGUUCUCAUCCCCCAUGCCAUCGCGGGAGGAACACACUGCCAUCGGCGGCAGGGCGCAACUCUUAGCUGCAGCUGCCGGUUCCCGCGGGGCGCCACGGGUGGAGGUGCCAGCCUCGGUAGUCCUGCGGCGGCGACGCGGCAACAGCCAGCUGCACCCCCAGCAGGAUGCCACAUCGGAGUGCGGGGAGGCGCCCGGCACGGGGAAGCCGCAAAUCACUGUUUUCACGCAGCACGGCCCCAUUCACACGGCGGGCGAUGGCGGCCACAACCACGCCCCGCACGCUGCAGCUAUGGCGUCGUCCAAGGUGUCUCUGCGAGCCACGGGGUCAGUCGCCUCCAGAGGAAAGGGCGAGGGUGGGGCGCACGAUGGCAGCAACGGAGCGGCAUUGCAGCGUCACUGCUCCUCUGAGCAUCCCCGAAGGCAAAAUAGUUUGACGCGGCAUAAUGAGGGAUCACUCGUGGAGGUGCAAAAUGGCGAUAGGAACUCCGCUAGACGGUCAUCACGGCGUCGCAGCGGCAGUAAUGCCUACGGCAACGGUAAAACCAACGAGGUUGCCACAAUAGACGGCAACAGUGGGCAUAAAUCAGCGGCCUCUAUCUACACAGUCGCGCAUUCUGCCGUUGGCCUGCACGCACCCCUUACGGCGCUGCGCCUGACCGACCUUGAGUGCCCCGUUGCAAAGCGCGGGCAGGUGACGCUCCGCGCCAAGGCAAACAACACGAAAUGCUCACGAAUGCGGCAUAAAGUAGUCAACCUCUACUUGUGUAAGUACUCACUUCUCCGGAUCAUUGCAGAGGAGCAGGGAUUUAGGACGCAGGAAACAGAAGAGGAGUUGGAAAAGAAUCAAUUCAAUCUAGUAUGGUCCGACACUGUGCUUCCGUUGACGCGUCUGGUAAGACUGGCAAACUGGCAGCGCACCAAUCAUUUUCCCUCGAUGUAUCUGCUCUGCCGCAAGGGCCACUUGGGUGUCACACUUGGAAAGAUGCGCCGAGUGCUCCCCUCGCACUUUCUCUUCUACCCGAGGACAUGGUCGCUUCGCAGUGAGCGGCAUCAGUUUGUGCGGUUCAUGAUGGCGCUCCGCUCCAGGAAGGUCUCCAGGUUUUUCAUCCUGAAGCCCAAUUCCGGUUGCCAGGGCCGUGGCAUCAUCAUCUCGAGAGACCCACUGGCUGCCGUGGAGGACGCGGAAAACUACAUUGUGCAGAGCUACGUCGCGAGGCCGCUGCUGUUGGAGGGGCGCAAGUUUGACCUUCGCGUGUACGUCUUGCUCACCUCCAUUCGCGCCCCAUCGAUCUUCAUGUUCAACGACGGCCUCGUGCGGCUCUGUGCCGAGCUGUACGAAAAACCCAACGAUGGCAACGCCCGCAACGCAUGCCAGCACCUGACGAACUACGCCGUGAACAAGCACAGUCCGGAGUAUGUGUUUAACGAUAACGCUGAGCAUGGCCACCUUGGCAACAAGCGCAACUUCAAGUUUCUUAAUGAAUGGUUAGAGGCAGCAGGUCAGUGCCCAGAGGAGUUUUGGUCGUCCGUUGCCCACGUCAUUUGCAAAACCAUCCUUGUUGCGCAGCCGCAGAUCGCCAGCGUCUACAACUCCUGUUUUCCGCGGCCAAACGACGGCUACAACUGUUUUGAGCUGCUGGGCUUUGACAUCCUCAUUGACUACAAGAUGAAGCCGUGGCUGUUGGAAGUCAAUCACACGCCCUCGCUGGCCACCGACACCCCGCUCGACUACGACAUCAAGCACGCCCUCGUCAGGGAGGUGUGGGAUAUUAUUGGCAUCAAGGCCUCCGACAGAAGGCAGAUGGAAAAAAAGGAGCGGGACGACUUUAUGCAACGUGUGAUGCGAAAGCCGAUGCCCACACAAAAUGCGACAGGCAGCAAUGGUGUGAGAAGCAACGAAGUCAUAUCGUCCACCGCGACACCCGCCACGAACUCCCUGUCGCAACAGCAGCAACAACAACUCCUCAAGACCACCUCGACCCUCACUGCGGCCACGCAGGAGCAGGCCAUGGAGGCGGUUAGCCUCGUUGAAGAGCGGCGCGCUCACGAAGACGCGAAAUUAUGCAACUUCCAGCGCAUCUACCCCACAACACAUGCGCAGCACCAGAUCGUGUAUGACGCCAUCCUGACGCAGGCCCAGGCACAAUUUGGCUCACCGCGCCCUUCCUGGGUGAGCUCGCCUGCACCAAACUCGCCGCAGACAACAGAGGAGCGUCAACGACGUUUUGAUUCCCUAGCUGUGGGCAUGAACACCCCACACCGCGUUCCCCUCGGGAUGAGUCUGCGAGAUCGAAGUGCGUUGCCGACCCCAGUUGAAACAGGCGCGGAUAUCUCAAUUAAUUCUCCCUCGAAUAUUUCUACGCUCUCCAUGGGGCAACAAAUGCAGCGGCUUUGUGAGGACAUGAAGCUUACUCAGCGCCGUGGCAAACUGACACCGCGGGUAGGCUCUUUCCUCAACCCCACAAUGGGCAGUAAAAGUGGUAUGAGCAACGACGAACAACACCCCACCCAUGGACCCUCGGAUUCACCGCCAUCGACUGAAACGGCGGCGACCAAGUUGGCACCAGGGCGGAAGCGUCCAGUGCUGGGCCGUAUAUCUGUGGUGAAGGGCGCUGACGGCCCACCACGUAAGCUGCACAUCAUUACUACGAAGCUGACACCCUGUGGACCCCCUGGCGCACCCCCUGUUGACACUUCUCCACCAACCACAGACCGUCUCGAGGCGAUGCGGAGCCUGCAGCAGCGUCUUGACCAAGAUGCUGAAUGUGAACGAUCUCCGUCUCAUGACAGUGCUGAUGGGAGCUCCUUUGGCUUAGGGGAGGAGGAGUAG